Didymodactylos carnosus is the source of this 570-nucleotide messenger RNA. NCBI's taxonomy places the organism in Eukaryota, Metazoa, Rotifera, Eurotatoria, Philodinida, Philodinidae. The record is from the annotation of a GenBank genome assembly.
AUGAAAAGGAGAUCGAGAGCACCAGCAACAACACCAACAAUCAAUGGAAGCGAUUGUGUUGAUGCUUUAGCUUGGACAAAUGAAGAUCAAACAUUCAUGCAGAAUGUCAAUCGGCUCAUAUUUAUUAUUGGCACUAAUAACACUCAUCGAGUAGGAGCUGACGAAACUGUUCGAUGUAUUUCACAAACUGUUGAAUCAGUUCGUUAUUUAUAUCCAGAUCUAAAUAUAAUCUGGCAACUACUUCAAAAAAGAAGUAGCAAGACUUGGCUUUUACCCGAAGGUCAACCGGUGUUAAAUGAAAUUAGUCGUUGUAAUAUACAACUAACUCAAUUAGCAGCUGAAAUGAAAUUUAAUACAAUUCAACCAGAUAUUCCAAUUGAAUAUAUGUGUGAUGGUCUCCAUCCAUCAGCACACGGUGUCAGAAUGAUGGAAACGAAUAUUCGCCAUUAUUUAAAAGAGAAUAAAACGAUAUAUUCUUCGUCGUUUUCACAUGUUCCUUCUCUUUCUCAUAUUGCUGUUUCCAGUAUUUUGGGAUUAUUUGGGAGAUGGGUUGAGCUAUGGAAAUUCUGA